Messenger RNA from Trachymyrmex cornetzi, 1394 nucleotides. RefSeq names its product eukaryotic translation initiation factor 3 subunit G. Gene Ontology annotation, molecular function: translation initiation factor activity; RNA binding. The transcript is spliced from 3 exons. Gene Ontology annotation, cellular component: cytoplasm; eukaryotic translation initiation factor 3 complex. Bases 157 to 1020 code for a protein of 287 amino acids. The record is from RefSeq and is a predicted model, not a curated record. NCBI's taxonomy places the organism in Eukaryota, Metazoa, Arthropoda, Insecta, Hymenoptera, Formicidae.
AUUCUAUGGCGGAUUCCUUCAUUUUGAUUGAUUUUGAUUUUCCAGAUUUCCACGUGUAUAUUUAGUCUUGUAAGUUGUUUGUACGUUUCAUUGUGAUCUGUGCUCCGAUCCGAUUUUAAUCGUCUGUACAGCUGCCAGAUAUCGAAUUUCUACGAGAUGCCAGUUGCACAAAAUGAAGUCAAGUCUAGCUGGGCUGAUGAAGUUGAAGAAGAGGGAGGAGCAUUACCUCUGCCUUCAGAAGUCUAUGAGAAUGGUUUUAAAAUUUUCACCGAGUACAAGUACAAUCAAGAUAAUAAAAAAAUCAAGGUUGUCCGUGCUUAUAAGAUAGAACGACGUAUAGUGUCGAAAACGAUUGCGGCCCGUAAGAAUUGGGCAAAGUUUGGCGACUCUGGUGAUGACAGACCAGGACCUAAUCCAGCUACCACUGUUGGUGGUGAAGAUGUUUUCAUGCAAUUUAUAUCUAGUAAGGAGGAAGAGAAUAAAGUGGAAGAAGAUUCACUGGACAAAUUAAAAAGCAUGGGCGACAAGGGAGUCGUUAAAUGCCGUAAUUGUAACGGCGAUCACUGGACGUCUAAGUGUCCAUAUAAAGACACUGUCCUUGCUGGUGGAAAAGUACCAGAUGAUAAGAAACCUCUCGUUAAUACUGGAGUACCCGGUGCAAUGGCUGAACUUAAGCCACAGGGUGGCAAGUACGUGCCACCCGGUAUGCGCGACGGCGGCAACAAACGCGGCGACUCGAUGCAGAUGCAGAGACGCGACGACACGACUGCUAUACGUAUUUCCAAUCUCUCGCAAAGCACCACUGAUGCAGAUCUGGAUGAGCUUGUAAAACCAUUCGGUUCCGUAGUGAAACAGUUUCUCGCCAAAGAGAAGCUUUCUAAUCUCUGCAAGGGUUUUGCAUAUGUACAUUUCAAGCACAGAGCCGAUGCAGCGAGAGCAAUCGCCACUCUGGAUGGUUACGGUUAUGAUCAUCUAAUUCUGAGCGUGGAAUGGUCAAAGCCACAAGCUCAGAAUAAUUAAAGUGAUGCAAACGACAGUUGCGAAUAGGAAAGUGAAAUUACUUAAAAUAGGAAAGAUUUUUAUAACAAACGAACUGUAUUUAUGCAUAUAUCUAUAUAUGUUCUUAUGAUAUGAAGUUGAAAGACAAUAGAAAAAUUUGUAAACUUUUUCUAUACGGAUUCAUUUGUUAGGGAUAAAUAUUUCGAGACAAGUAAACAGAAAGAUAGUAAUAGUUAGUUAAAAACAUGCAAAACAAAAAGUCAUGUACAUACUAGUAGAGAUUAGAUAGACUAAAUAGAAAUUACAUUUUCUUUUUCAUUGGUAAGCGCUCUUUCAAUCUUCCAAACAACUUUCAUCAGCGAGAAACUAUAGAUUUUCUCUCACAGCGUUUAUAA